Messenger RNA from Leguminivora glycinivorella, 1348 nucleotides. Its product is annotated as protein insensitive-like. The record is from RefSeq and is a predicted model, not a curated record. The transcript has 4 exons. Lineage: Eukaryota; Metazoa; Arthropoda; Insecta; Lepidoptera; Tortricidae. Gene Ontology annotation, biological process: negative regulation of Notch signaling pathway; positive regulation of neuron differentiation. Bases 247 to 741 code for a protein of 164 amino acids. Gene Ontology annotation, cellular component: nucleus. Gene Ontology annotation, molecular function: transcription corepressor activity; DNA binding.
GUCACAUAGCAAGCGCAAUUCCAAAACUGCUGUUAACAGGAAGAUACUGUAUUUAUGUGAUUUAUAGCAGUUAGCGAUUAUAGGAAGAAUCAAUGUAUGGGCAUCGCAUACCUUCUUUUGCUAAAACCUGUAAUACUGAAAUGAGCUCGACGCUGUUUUGGAGCACAUGUAUUUAGAAAUAAAAUCAUCAAUUGAAAUAUUUGUCAUAAAUACUAAAUAAUACCACUUUGAUCACUUUUUCCAUACAUGCAGGCCAAUACUCCAAACUCGGGCACUGGUGCAUCUGAGGAUGAGUGGAAGCCUGAGGAUUACAGGCCAAGCAAGCAAAAUAUUAAUGACAUCAAGACACCUAAGGGGAAUGAGCCGGUGCCGAUUGGAGAGGGAUACGCAACAGUGCCAGCCAGGGUCCUUAAGCAAAUUGAUUGGAGAUCAUACACUAGUGCGACAAGGAAACUGUUGACUUCGGUGUUUACACGCCGAGAGUUAGCGACUCAUUCAUUGACCGGGAAAUCUUCUCCUGCCUUCCCGGGAAAACCUGCGAAGAAACGUCUCGAUCCCGAGCUCGUCAAUGACAUCGUGCAGAUUGUCGUUGAAAAAUCAAAGGUCAACGCAAGCUUGGUGCGAACGACUAUAACUACGAAAUGUGCUGAUGAGAGCAAAAUGUACCGCAGUCGUCAAAAGAAUAAAAAUAAACGCCUGUCGAACCAAGAAAACUUUCCUCCAUCGCCGCAUAAUGAUUAAUGAAACUUCUUCUUGUUUAGAUAACAAGAACAUAUCAUAAAACCUACCUACUUAAACCUUUGUAGUUUUUUUAUUUAAGAAAGCAUGAAUUUUAUUAUUGUACUAAAAGUUUUAUAUUUUUAACGAACUUAGAAUAUAAGUAUGAAGUAUGAACUAACUAGCUGUAUUGUAACUUAUAAAUUUUACAUUUAAUUGUAAGAAAAUUAUGGAAUCCCAGUGCAAUUAGCUUAGUAUAUUUGAUUAUUUAUCUUAAAUUGUAUUCAUGUAAUAAAUAAUAAUUUAUAAAUUUAUAAAUAUUUACAUUUUUAUGUGUAUGUCUCUUUUAAAUCAAUAAGAUUGCCUGACUUUAAAGGGUACCUCAUUAAAAUGAACACAUGCGAUACAUAUAUCAAUUUGUAUCAUCUAAUAGUUUAAAUCUACGAUAUUAGGUAGCGUAGUAGUUUUCAUUAAUGAUUAGUAAUUUACCAGAUGUUGGUAUGUUUUAUUUAUUUUUGCUGUAAGUUUAUUUCAACUACUCAAUUUAUUUUGUAUAAUUUCAUAUAGGUACAAUAUCUCUUUCUUGUUUAAUGGCCAAAAUCAAGUAUAACGCAACUGAUAUAUUUAUAUA